Molecule: messenger RNA, 963 nt
Organism: Fragaria vesca subsp. vesca
Lineage: Eukaryota; Viridiplantae; Streptophyta; Magnoliopsida; Rosales; Rosaceae
Exons: 3
Coding region: 213-740 (175 amino acids)
Source: RefSeq, a predicted model, not a curated record
AAAUUUGGAUAGAUGACGGAGAGAGCUAAAACAGGAAGAGAAAACUGAAAAUUCCGACCUUUAAUGCAAUACAAGCCACGUAUCUUGAACACGCGUGUACAAAAACUCAAAAACUUGACCCGACCUGUGAUCAUCGUUAUAAAAGAGGGGCCUAAGAAAUCUUGUCAGAUAUUAAAAAGGGCCUUCUCCAAUCGAACCCUAGGUCGGUCGUUAUGGCUGAACCAUCGGACGAGUGGGACGACACCGGCGAUUCUCCGGGAGGUAGCUCCAGCUAUAUAGGCAAGGGUGCUCCAAAAUUUGGAAUUGAAGGACCAGACGGUCUGCCUUGUGAAAAGUGUCCUAAGGAUAUUCCCCUUUCUUUCUGCCCUCACUGGCCUUGUAAUAUCUGUUAUAACGACCACUACCAUCAAGUUUGCCCUUACUUCGACUUCUACCCACAGGGUGCACCUCUUAGCCCUUUCUAUGACAUAAUUUGUUCCAUGGGUCAUCCAUUUAAUGAAGAGAAGUGGGUUUGUACCUCUUGUCCUGGGAACGAGGCAAGGAUUAGUCUCAAGUAUUGUCAUAUUUGUCACUGCAGGCUGCAUGGUACGUAUGAAUGCCCCGAAGACAAGGUUGCUGCGGCCAAGUAUAAAUUGUUCAGAGACGAGAUGUGUUCAAAAGUGUUUAAACUGAAUCCUCCUAAGUCAUCCUAUGUUCCAACUCCUUCUCCUGGGUUUGUGAACAUGAAAGAAGUGAGCUAAGAAACCCUAAAGCAGAGCCAUUGUGGUGUUGCAGCAGCUGCAGAGCACUCUUAAGUACAACCAGUCUCAGAUCUCAUCUUCCUCAGAAACCAUGGUCGUUCUUAUGAUGUUUUCAUAUAUUCUCAGGUUAUUUGAUCGAUGUUCCCUAUAUACCAAUCUAUCAAAUGCAUUAGUUACUUUCUCUAGGGUUACAUGAGCUAAGUUAUAAGUCAUUUUCAAGUUU